AUGGAGAUGGCCCGGCAUGUACGCUGCCCAAGCCUGCCACCUGUGUCCUCCAGAGGGGUGGCUACUGUGGCCUGUGGUGCUGUGUUGGUGGAGGAGCUCAACCUCCUGGAGCAGCAAAAUACCAUAGGCUGGGUCACUUCCACAAAAGAGAACAUAAUGUCUCAGUUCCAGAAGCCAGCUUCCUCGCUCAUGGGACCUGCUUCUGCCCAGGCCCAGCUGCGAGGUGAUCCCUGCUUGCCUCUGCUCUGGUUAUUCCUGGGCCCGAUCUGUUGCUCCUAUGCGCCACCAGGAUGGCGCUUCACUGCCUCUGAAAUUGUGAUCCCCAGGAAGGUGUCCCACAGAGUGAGUACAGCUGAGAUACAAGGCCAGCUCUCCUACAAGAUUCGCUUCGGUGGCCAAAGACAUGUGGUUCACAUGAGAGUCAAGAAAAGCUUGCUGCCCAGACAUUUCCCUGUCAUCACCGACAAUGACCAAGGCGCCAUGCAGGAGGACUACCCCUUUGUCCCUCGAGACUGUUACUACUAUGGCUACCUGGAAGGGGUUCCUGGGUCCAUGGGCACACUGGACACCUGCCAUGGGGGUCUGCGUGGCAUGCUCCAGGUGGACGACUUCACUUACGAAAUCAAACCCCUGGAAGCGUCUUCCAAAUUUGAGCAUGUGAUUUCUCUGCUUGUGACACAAAAAACACCAGGAGAGGAUGAAAAAUGUAAGAUUGGAGGGGAAGAUACAAAUCAAGCAGAUGAGGAGGCCUUGCUUGCUGAGAUGCCUAGAGCAGGACCUGUGUAUAUGUGGUGGCCACAUAGAAAAUACAUAAAACUUCUCUAUACAGUUGCCCACUCAUAUUUUCUUCUCAACCCAAAUCAAACAAGUGUAAUAGAGAAUGUCGUGAUUAUGAACAACAUAUUGCAUAGUAUUUACUUCCAGGCUGGACUUGAAGUUUGUAUACGUGUUUUGUGCAUAUGGAAUGCCGGGGAUGGAAUGCGUUUGGACAUUUGGCGUGAUGGUGGUUCUCUUGUUACUCGGUUUGGUUUAUGGAAAAUGCAACGUUGGCAAGGUAUGAUUCCUCAUGACACUGCAGUGCUUUUAACAGGACGUCGAUUCGGUAAUGACAGGUAUUAUGCCCACCGUGGAGGAAUAUGCAACCCCAAUUGGGGUGCAUCAUUUGUAUGUGUUGGGAAUAAUCACAUAUUUUUAGCUUCAACUCUUGCAGCACAUACACUAGGUCAUAUGAUCGGCUGUAGACAUGAUGGACCAGGUUGUCGUUGUUUUCGAAGAGAUAAAUGUGUCAUGGCUCCCGAGACUGGUCUUCUGGAUAUGCUAAGUAAUUGUUCGUAUGUGACACUGCAUGAAGUGGUGCAUAGAUGGGAUCCUUGUUUGAGUACUUCAAAUGUACCAUAUAAUAAUUUUCCUUAUGUAGCUAAUCGUUGUGGUGACAAGAAGUUAGAUGCGAGGGAGGAAUGUGACUGUGGCACCAUGAAGGACUGUGCUGAAGACCCGUGUUGUGAGAACAGUUGCAUCCUCACGCUCGGCAGUACAUGCAGCGAAGGAUCUUGCUGUGUUGGAUGUAAUUAUGCUCAGCCUGGAAGAAUGUGCAGAGAUGUUCUUGGUAUUUGUGAUCUUCCAGAAUACUGCACUGGACUAACACACACUUGUCCAGAUGACUCUUAUAUCCAGGAUGGAACCCCUUGUUCACCACUGGCUGUUUGUGUGAAGGGAAACUGUAGUGACCGUGACAUGCAGUGCCAAGCCCUCUUUGGCUUCAAUGUAAAAGAGGCUGCACCGAUAUGCUAUAGAACAUUGAAUAUGAGAGGCGAUCGAUUUGGAAACUGUGGGGUGAGGGUGAUCCGAGGAGGAGGAAAACCUGUAAAAUGUGAAGAAGAUGAUAUCAUGUGUGGAAUGCUGCACUGUGCUAAUGUGCAGAAAAUUCCUGGUGGCGGAGAGCAUACUACAUUUCGUCAUAUAGUAGUACACGAUGUUACACCAAAAACCUGCUUUGGGUUUGAUGCCCACUUUGGGACACUCACACCACAAUUGGGUCUUGUAGUUGAUGGUGCAUCAUGUGGCCCAGGACAAUUCUGCAAGGACCAAAACUGUACCUUUUAUCCAGACUUGAACUUUAGCUGUGACGUUAGCACAUGCAAUUUCAGAGGUGUCUGCAACAACAGAAGACACUGUCACUGUCAGCAAGGUUGGAAACCACCAAACUGUGAUGUUGAAGGAGGCGGCGGGAGUGUAGAUAGUGGCCCACCACCUGACAAAAGAAAAGAGACUCGAGCCAAAAUAAGAAUGAGUGUAAACAUCGAAGUUGCUCUCCUACUUGCUCGUUUUGCCCUUCUUUGCAUUUCAGGUAUUAUUGGUAGCCUUUUCCACCUGAGAGAAGUUGUAGAUCAGAGGUAUGAGGAAACAGCUUCUGAAAAGUUGUAA
Messenger RNA from Sus scrofa (pig), 2424 nucleotides. RefSeq names its product disintegrin and metalloproteinase domain-containing protein 20-like. Gene Ontology annotation, biological process: male gonad development; proteolysis. The record is from RefSeq and is a predicted model, not a curated record. Gene Ontology annotation, molecular function: metalloendopeptidase activity. Gene Ontology annotation, cellular component: plasma membrane; sperm head plasma membrane; external side of plasma membrane. NCBI's taxonomy places the organism in Eukaryota, Metazoa, Chordata, Mammalia, Artiodactyla, Suidae.